Molecule: messenger RNA, 1110 nt
Organism: Podospora bellae-mahoneyi
Lineage: Eukaryota; Fungi; Ascomycota; Sordariomycetes; Sordariales; Podosporaceae
Exons: 2
Coding region: 621-1037 (138 amino acids)
Source: RefSeq, a predicted model, not a curated record
GCUCUGUCAACCGUCGACUCCCAAAUAGUCCAGCGCUGAUAUACGUGACAGCAGUCGUACAAGUGUACCAAUCGGAUGAAAACCCCCCACUCAUGAGCAGCAUGGUCUAGUGGGGGUUUGGACAACAACGCCCUACCAAACAUUCCUCCAGCUUGGGUUUGGUCAGUGCGAUGUUUCUCCUACCUGCAGGUUGCAGACUUCUUCCCUACCUUUGUGCGUGGGCGAGACCUGGUUCGCCACGACAAACCCCUACUCACCGUUCACCGAUCCUGGAAUAGCCUCAUUUCCGCAUGCACACACCUUACCUAGCUCCUUCUCACAAGCAUUAGUCGAGCUCCUACCCAAACAAACCUCCCUUUUAUCAAUCCUUCACAGGAUCACAGGACAUCUUCACGCCAAGCCCGACGGCGACAGAGCUGCUCAACAGAAAUGCUCCCAUGAUCAAAAAGGGUCAACGGAGGUUGGAAGUGGCGAAAGCUCGUCUAUAAAAGCCACAAGGUAUCCUCCAACAUUUCAGCCUGAAUUUUCUUCACCACCACCACCACCCCAACUCACCUUCAUAUCGUUACUCAAUCUCAACAAAAAGUUCUGAACACCUCAGUUCUUUCUUCACCACCAAAAUGAAGUUCACCAUCACCGCCGCCGCCCUCAGCCUCCUCGGCCUCGCCUCCGCCGCUCCCGCCGAGGUAGUUGCCAAGCAGGCCCACGGCGCAACCAGUGCUCAAGUCACCAACUUUUCCGUCACCUGCGGUUCCUCCUCCUGCUCCUACACCGCCCGCGCGGUGAUCCUCCCCGAGAACGUGGCCGUCACCUUCACCCACACCACCACCGGCUCCACCAUCCCGACCAGCACCGGCUUCUUCACCAGCAGCGACCCCGCUGUCUUCUUCCGCAUCAACAAGGCGCUCAGCGACUACCGCUUUGUAUUGAGCGACAUUCAUGUUGUUGGUUCGGCUGUCAACUUGGAUUAUUUCAGCCCUGGGUCGCAGUGGACUGCUAGUUCCUACAGCGGGCCUUCUUCUUUUACUCUUUCUUAAGCAGGGUGGUGGGUGUGUUUUGGGCGGGUCUGUGGAGGAGGGGGUGUGUGAAUGCAAAGAGGUGAAGGGUUCA